Vespula vulgaris is the source of this 2697-nucleotide messenger RNA. RefSeq names its product plasminogen activator inhibitor 1 RNA-binding protein (gene vig). The transcript is spliced from 6 exons. The record is from RefSeq and is a predicted model, not a curated record. Lineage: Eukaryota; Metazoa; Arthropoda; Insecta; Hymenoptera; Vespidae. Gene Ontology annotation, molecular function: RNA binding. Bases 139 to 1404 code for a protein of 421 amino acids. Gene Ontology annotation, cellular component: nucleus; cytoplasm.
CUCCCCGAACGCAGACCUCGUGGUGAACUAUCUUCAACACGGCCAUAUUGAAAUAUUGAAUGUCUCUGUUACACAAGGGCUCAAGAGUAGCCGUGAAAUUUUCGAAUAAUCCUCGACGAAGAGAGGAUAAGAAGCAUUAUGGAAAAUCAAUACAGCAUUACUGUAACAAAUAAGUUUGGAAAUGCUUCUGCCUGGGAUGAGUCAGAGGAUCCCCAACUAUACUUGCAAAAGUUGCAAGAAGCUAAGAAAAAAGACAAGGUUUCGGAAAAGGAAAAUAAGAGUAAGCAGUCCGAUACACAAAAGUCUACUGGUAAUAAGACGCAAAAAAAUCGUGUGAUAAAAGAUGCUCAGCAGCAAGUAUCGAAAGUCCAGGAUGUAAAGAAAGAUCAAGGUGAGAAGAAGUUAUCUCAACCGAGGAUAACUGGCGGAGAUCGCAGUGUAAAGUUCUCCGGAGAGUCUAGAGAAGAGCGCAACAACAGACGUAAUCGCGAAGAUGGAGAAAGAACAGUUCGUAACCAAGGAGAGAUCAGACGUGGACCCAGCGGGGAGGGUCGUGAAACACGCGAAUUUCGAAAUUCUAACGAGAAUCAACGCGGUGAUUAUAACGAGCGCAGAGGACGCGGAGGUAUGCGUGGAAUGGGUCGAGGCCGUGGAGGAUCACGUGGAGGUAGAGGUGGCUAUGAUAAUCGUGGAAAACGCGAGUUUGAUCGCCAAUCAGGAUCCGAUAAAACUGGCAUUAAGCCAAUUGAUAAAAAAGAUGGUGCUGGCAGCCAUAACUGGGGAACCCAUAAUGAUGAAAUAGAGGAAAGUUUGAAUCAAGAGAACCAAGAUUGGACAAAUGACAAACCUGAAGCAGAAGUUACUCCGGCACCGACCGAGACUAAAGAAGGAGGAGAAACACCAGCGGAUACUUCCACCGAAGAGAAACCUCAAGAAGAAGAGUCACGUGAGUUGACUUUGGAUGAAUGGAAACGCCGACAAAAUACAAGGGCAAAGCCUCAGUAUAACUUGCGCAAAGCUGGUGAGGGCGAAGAUUUAUCCCGUUGGAAGAAAAUGUAUGCUCUUGAACGGAAGAAAGAAGGUUCUGAUGAAGAAGAAGAGGCAGAAGAGGAAUUCGAUGCAGCUGCGGAAUUUCCUCAACGUGCUGGAAGGCAAAAACGUGUUUUAGGCAUUGAAAUCCAAUUUAGCGAUUCUCGACGUGGUUCUGGUGGACGUGGACGAGGAGGACGUGGUGGACGCGGCGAACGCGCCAACGGGCGUGGAUUCGGAAAUCGCGGUGCACCUAGAGACAACGAUUCUCGUGGUUCUGCCUUGCAGACAUCACAGAAUGAACAAAGGUCACCACGUGGUCGCCAAAACGCUCCGAAAGUAGAUGAUGAAAACGACUUCCCUUCAUUGGGAUAAACAGCUUCGUCUAACGAUUACACAGUAUCCCACCACCACCAUCACCAUCAGUACUUUUACAACCGAUAAAAUUACUAUUAUUACUACGAAUAUUAUUAUCAACCGUCUUGCAUCAGUGACAAUAUUAUUAACGCGUCAUACAGUACACCUUUUGCAGAAUGAGAUACGUAACUUCAAUAAAACUUAGCGCCCAAAAGCGCUGCUUCAUAUUGACACACUAUUCGUGCGAAGCUUAUGUGGGUACGAAAGAGUCAAGUAUGAUUCUUAGUACUUCUAUGAAGAUUGACCCUAUAUAAUUGUGAAAUAUAAAACAUAAGUGGCAAUAUGAGAUCAGCGAAGCAGCAUAUCUGAAUGAACUUGUUAAUAAUUGUGAACUUGCUGAAAGAAAAUAGGGAAGAGGUCAAAGAAAUUUUUCAUAAAGACCCGAGAAAGAAAUACAAAGUCAAAUGCGAUAUUCAUUUUACAUAAGUUAAAAAACAACUUAAAGACUCUAAAUAUAUAUGUGUAUAUAUAUAUGUGUGCGUGCGUAUAUAUAUAUUUGUAUAUAUAUAUAUAUGUACAUACAUAUAUAUUACCCUGAAUGGAAAGAAAAUUUUAUCAAGAACGUAUGGAAAAAAAAGCGAGGUAACAAAAAUUUUAAUUUUAAUGUCGCAUUGAGGGCCUAAGAAGGCUGGAUGCAGCACCGAUACGUAUAUAAAACCACAUAUGUACGAUAACCGUGUAGCUAUAAAUUUUAAACACCCUUUCAGUUUUAUAAUUUUUAUACGGUGUUUGGAAAAAGCCUUCCUGAUCGCAGUUGGCAAGCGACAUUGCUUACCGCGCGUAAAACUUAAGACUCCUAAAGCGUGUGUUUCUAUGUAAUAAAUAAUUCUGAUACUAAAAUAUUUACUUAGCUAAAAUAAGUUUGGCUUAUAGAAAGACAUAUAGACACUUUCCCUUCAGAUGUAACCAAUCUGAACUUAACGUUUAAGUGAAUAUUAGAUACACCGAUACACAGCUUUACAAAUGUAUAACAAAUUUAAUGAAAUAGGAGUGAUUAACGGCAGUGUAAGGGACGGCAGAAUGAAUCUGAUAAUCUGGUACGUGUUAUACUUAUCCGUCGCGACCGUCAUACUCUUAAUUAUAAAUUGCUAUAUUAGUUAUUUACUACACUUGUUAUACGUUAAAAUAAUACAGCCAAAAAUUCACACCCCUCUCUCUCUCCACAAUAAAAAAUCCGUUACGAAGCUAUUUGAAGCUUAGGUAUAUGUGUAAAUAACAUGAUAUUUACAAUAAUAAAUUGUGACAAGAUCA